UUCCUCUGUGGGCUGAGAUGACGACAGAAACGAGCGAGGGGGUGGAGAGAGAACGAGAGAGAGACUGAUUCAGAUUCAGAGCACUAUGUUCAUUCUGUGUUAACAUCUCGCUGUGAUACCAAUGUGUGCAGCCUGAGAUAGCGUGUCCUAUUGCAGAACCUGAACAGCAAAUUCAUAUCCCAAGAUGCAGUGGUGUAGGUGGGCUGGCAGUUGGAGAUCACACCUACCGAGGCAGACUGCAGGGCCAGAAAUUGAGGACUCUUUCGACUUUCUUUUUAAAAUCAUCCUGGUUGGAGACUCGGAUGUGGGGAAGACCUGUGUUGUCCAGAGCUUCAAGUCUGGAAUAUUCAUGGAGAAGCAGCAAAACACCAUCGGGGUCGACUUUACUGUUCGUACCCUGGACAUUGACGGCAAGAGGGUAAAGAUGCAGGUGUGGGACACAGCAGGACAGGAGCGUUUCCGCACCAUAACUCAGAGCUACUACCGCAGUGCCCACGGGGCCAUGGUGGCCUAUGACAUCACACGCCGCGGUACAUUCGAAUCUGUUCCCAUCUGGAUCAGGGAAGUGGAGCAGUAUGGGGCUGCCAGCGUGGUACUGAUCCUUAUUGGUAAUAAGUCAGACCUCCAUGCUCAGAGGCAGGUGUUGUUCGAAGACGCGUGCACUUUGGCAGAAAACAACAACGUACUAGCUGCUUUGGAAACAUCAGCCAAGGAGGCUCAGAACGUAGAUGCAGCCUUCGUCCUUAUGGCCCGGGAGCUGCUGGCACGUAACGGCAUGACCAUUAUAGACGAAAACCUUCAAGACUCACCUCAAUUCAUGUUGAAUAACAGCUCCCAUGCAGUCUAUGGCAGCGGGUCUUCAGAUAAAAAGUGUGGGUGCUGAGCAGACAGAAGCAGGGACAUAUUUAAGAAUUGUUUGAAAAAUGGUGGUGGUAGUCUGAAGUGUGUUUGAAAAGUUUCUCUGCUAGGGUUGUAAGGGGAAACUUGUUUUAGGUGAAACUAAACAUGUUGCAUUGUGUGUGUGUGUGUGUGUGUAUAAAUGUUUAGUAUGUUUUUAUUUUUAAUAUUUAUACAGUUGGUUGUAUCACUAACAGCAAAUGGGAGUUGCUUAUCAAAUGUAUUUUGUAAUAUUCUUCUGAGGAUAACUGCUGCUGAAUGUGAUAAUGACUCAGCUACAGGCCACACCUCUGCUGGAGGUCUAUGUACUAAGACUGUAUGACAAUAUACAGAAUGUUUCCACUUGACAAACAACUUUUUGUGUCUUUCAUUUGCCUUUUUAAUCGUUCUUUCCACACAGUAUGGCUUUUACUGUGCAUUACCAGACUUCCAUAGUUUAAAACAGUAAUUUAAAUUGCCUGCAAAAACCAGUCAUACACCUGUCAGUUACAAAUAUAACAAACCAGCACUUUAGGACAUUUUCACUGGUACUGCAAGUGUAUUAAAAAUGUUUUCUUCUACCAAAAUCUUCUGAUACAGACAUUGACACGAACCAGCCAUAAGAUUUUUAUAACUAAAACCAGAU
This is a messenger RNA of Larimichthys crocea (large yellow croaker), 1522 nucleotides long. It is a transcript of the gene rab19, whose product is annotated as RAB19, member RAS oncogene family. The transcript has 5 exons. The record is from RefSeq and is a predicted model, not a curated record. Gene Ontology annotation, molecular function: GTP binding; GTPase activity. The coding region runs from base 185 to 883 and encodes 232 amino acids. NCBI's taxonomy places the organism in Eukaryota, Metazoa, Chordata, Actinopteri, Sciaenidae.